AUGUCCACUAUGGAAGAGCCAGUAUCCCCCGGUUCGCACCCGUUGAACCACGAUUCAAUGGUCACCGUCUCUCUAUCCGAUAUCCAGUCCAGUUCCGAACAUACACAACCCGAUUGGCGCAACCUCGACAUUCCUCCCACGCCAGUGGAGGCAAGCCACAUGGAGGAGAGCGACUCUUUUGGCCCGGAAAUCCAGGACGGAAGGACAACCCCCAUCCCCGAGGACAGUAUGCCGACACCUGACGCAAACGGAGACAAACAAUUGGAGGAAGGAUUUAACGACGUGAAUUGGGAGAAUCUGGACAAGACUGAAGAGCAAGAACCGCGCGGGGAAGGGUCCGACGAUUCCACCGCCCUCCUCCUCGCUCGACUCGAACAAGAGAACAACGCGUUAGCAACGAACCCCAAAUCAGGCAUUACCAAUGUUCCACACAAGACGCAUCAGCGGCAAUCCCGCUCCGAGUCGCUGCACCAGAUCAAGCGGCUCAUCAAGGACCCAACGCGUGCUGAGCUGCGAUAUUCCCAGCUGCCUCCUCCCCCGAUGACCGAGUUGGAAUUCUGGGCUGCUUUGGUGGCUGAUUACCAUCAGACGGCUCAGCGCUUGCCGACUUUGACUUCGAAUAAGAUCCAAGGAGGUGUUCCCCCACCACUGCGAGGAGUGGUAUGGCCGAGCCUAGCAGGUGCUCGCGACCCGAACCUUUUGGAAGAGUUCCAGCGACUACAAGGAGAAAGUAGUCCGUACGAUGGGCUGAUCGGCAAGGACAUUGGUCGCAGCUUCCCCAACGUGGAGAUGUUCCGCGAUCCCAAUGGCGAGGGCCAGCAGAUGCUUGCCCGAGUAUUGAGAUGUUUCAGUCUUUAUGAUACUAAGAUUGGUUAUUGCCAAGGGCUUGGAUUUGUGGUUGGCCCUCUGCUCAUGCAUAUGACAGAUGCUGAGGCCUUUUGUGUUUUGGUCCGUCUCAUGGACCACUAUAACCUCCGAACAUGUUACCUUCCCGAUCUCUCUGGUCUUCAUCUUCAUGUCUACCAAUUCCAGAAUCUCCUCGCGCGUCAUCGACCUGGUCUCUUUGAACACCUGGAAGCACUGCAUGUUGAGCCGGUCUACGUAUCACAGUGGUUCUUGUCAUUCUUCGCGGUGGCAUGUCCACUACCAAUGCUCCUCCGAAUUUACGACGUCAUCUUCCUGGAAGGUGCUUGUGAGACUCUCAUGCGAGUUGCGCUUUCUUUGAUGCAGCGUAACGAGAAGAGAAUCCUCGCUUGCACCGAGUUCGAGGAUGUGAUGCAAUUGCUAUUGUCUCGAAGCUUGUGGGACACAUACGCGUUCAAUGCAGAUGACUUGGUCAACGACUUUGUUUCUCUCACUUCUCUCGUGACAAACGAGAGCCUUCAAACUCUUGAGGCCAGUUACAACCAGUCCCAGGGCAACCCCACUGGAAUCUCCUUCCCCCAAAUGCAGGCCACAGCUUCUGGAUUCCUUGGGCGACUAUGGGCUGGCUCUUCCAACUCUCACCAAUCAGUCAAAUCACUCAACCCGAACUCGAGUCCGACACGUCCUAACAGUACCAUUCGUCGCUCCACCUCUAAACAAAGCCUCACCUCCACUCUUAACUCGGUCGAGACUACCUCUGACGCAAGUACUGCUCCUACUGAGCUUUCAACUGCUACAACAGGCACUGAUGGCAAAUCGCGUGUCAAAUCCAACAUGUCCUCACAUCACAAGGACCGCGACCUUCAUACUCAGAUUGAAGACCUGUUAAUGGCACUAAGCGAUUUACAACGCCAACAAGCCGAUUUGACACGUGAAUUACAACAGGAGAGAGAGGACCGUGAAGAAGAUCAUGCCCUGGCCAAGGAAAUGUUGAGUCUCAUUCAAGAGAUGCCGGCUGAAACGCCGACAGAACUUAUCAACAAGGCCAAGACACGCUUCGAACCUAGCGUGCCAAGGCGUAUUUCCAUCACCCAAACGAAGCUCCAACUAAAUGACGAUGUCACCCGAUGGAAGGAAAUGCACGAGGUGGAAGCCGGCCGUUGCUUGGACCUGACCCGUCGCAUCGACGACUUCGAAAAAGAGAACUCGUCCUUGAAAGAACAAUUACGAGAAGCCCGAGGCCGGAUUCAGGAUGGCUAUCGCGAUCGACAGCGACUCGAGCGCAUGAACCGGGAACUACGCACCCUCAAAACACCCACCGCAGCUUCCACGACACCACCAGAUACGUCUCCUACUGACUAUGGAGAGGCACACUCCCCGACGAAUGGCCUGCGUGAGCUCAAGCUCACCCGCACCAACUCCACGAAGAGCCCAACCUACAGCAAACGAUCCAGUAGCCUGGGUCUUCAAAAGGUGCUGGCAACCGAAAACAACGGACCGGCCGGCGAAGAGGCCUUGCUCAUGGAGUUAGUCACGUCCAAGACAGCGGAGGCAGUUGCGAAGCAGGAGCUUGAAGAAGUGAAGAGCAAGCUGGAGUCAUUAAAAAAGAUGAUCACCCCAGCCCAGGCGGCGAAGUUAGAGCAUCGCCAGUCCUUCAUUGGACUUUCACCGUCACGAAUGAGCAUCUCUAAAGCGGCCACCGAACCAGCAAAGCAAGUGAUGACACCCCCUGUUGCCAACACCGGUGGAGGGGGCUUUUUCAGUGGAUGGGGCCGACGGGCCAACAAUGAAGCCCCGCGCCGUUUUGCUGCUGCUGCUGCGCUUUUGCUGCUUGUGUUUUUGAUUGUGCCUUACUAUAGAGAGCAGGGUAUUGCUAUCGUGCCAUUACGCGCCCAAUUGAUUGAACCUAUAGAGAUUCCUGUUGAGCCGUUUCCAAGCGAUUAUGCCAGCCAGCAGCCUAUUAAUUCAUCGCGGGUCAUUAAUGACCCCUAUCCGGACUAUGAUAGUCCGCAAUGGAUCUCUGCGUCGAAAGGAGCGUAUCAGCCUUGCACUGGGCCCCACGGCCGACUCCUCAGCCGUAAAGAUGAAGAUACCAUGAUGAGUGGUUACCACUGGAAUACAUCAGAUUUCCCUACGCCCAUUUUCGGAUCGUACGAGGCAUGGAAUCUCGAUCGGAGCCUUUGCGCCGAUCGCUAUUCCCGAUAUAGUCCUUAUGGAUAUACGGAAAGAAAUAAGACGUCCCGAACGCACGAUUGGCAUAGUCGAUCAUUUCGAUCUGGCGAAGCGGCCGAGAUCGACUGGCAGCACGUCGACUGGGCCCAAUUACAGCAAGAAUGUCUGCAGCGCAAUGCCCUUCGGUAUAGUACGACUGAGCCCAAUAACAAGACUAUUUGGGGUCUUUACAAGUCUCUCGAUCCGGCGAUGCAGCAGACGACCCUUGCGGAAUCAUCUCUGAAGCACUUGGAGGAAUCACGAAAAGCUGCUCAGCCGAAACCAGAGCCUCGCACGGCUGUUAUUUUGCGCUCGUGGAUUGGGAUGCAGUAUACUGAGAAUGAUUUGUUCAACAUUCGAUCGAUGAUCAUGGAGCUGUCUCUCUACUCGGGCGGAGAGUAUGAGGUGGUUCUUCUGGUAGACUGUCAAGACAAGGACUUACCCAACAAGGGCGAUCAUGCCGCCUGGACCGCAUUCAAAGAGAAUCAUUUGCCCCAAGAACUGCGAGGUUUGGCAGUCUUCUUCAAUGACAAAAUGCUCCAGGACUGGUAUCCCGACAUUGAUGUCCAUGUAGCGAUAUUGCAGUACUUCCAGCCCACACAGAUCUUCUCCCAGCUGCACCCCCAGUACGAUUACAUCUGGCAGUUUGAAAUGGAUGCACGGUAUACUGGCAAUAUGUACGACCUCUUGCACCAGGCAACCGAGUUUGCCAAAAAACAACCUCGGAAGUAUCUGUGGGAACGUAACUCCUACUUCUAUAUGCCAGCCGUGCACGGCACCUGGGAAGACUUCAACAAAAAGAUAGAUCUGGAAAUGCCCGGCCAUGACAGUGUCUGGGGCCCUCACCCUGCCAAGGGAAUCGAAAUCGAUGGGCAGGCUCCUUUGCCGCCUUAUCCCCACCCAGAAGAGGAGUCCGGCAUAUGGGGCGUAGGUGAAGAAGCCGAACUCAUCACUUGGCUGCCCCAUUUCGAUCCGACUGGGACAGACUGGCCCUUCCGAGACCGGGUCUUCAAUUUCCCUCAGGAGCAAGAGACACCUCGUCGAGCCGCUGUUGUUGCUAUGUCCCGUGUAUCUGCGCGACUACUUCGCGUUUUGCAUCAGGAUAAGGUGAGACUGGGAGUUGGGCUCGCUUCUGAGAUGUCGCCUAUCUCUUGGGCUUUGUAUUAUGGUCUCAAGGCUGUACAGAUCCCUCAUCCGAUAUACCAUGAGGACCGAUGGGACGCACCGCAAUUGAACUACCGUGCCAAUCCGGGUGAGCCUGGAAAAGUUAACGCUGGGAUCGACAGUAUCUGGAGCUGGGACAGGCAUAACGACAUCAUUUACAAUACGACCUUUAUGUUCAACUCGAGGUUUUCAGAGAAGUUGUAUAGAGCCUGGAUGGGCUUUGAUGGCGCUGAAGAGUGGGAAAAAGAGAACAGUCGACUCUGUCUUCCCCCUAUUUUCCUACAUCCCGUCAAGAACCUGCAAGCAAAAGGCAAAGCGGGAUAA
Messenger RNA from Penicillium antarcticum, 4563 nucleotides. Its product is annotated as putative GTPase activating protein (Evi5). The transcript is spliced from 9 exons. Bases 1 to 4563 code for a protein of 1520 amino acids. The record is from RefSeq and is a predicted model, not a curated record. NCBI's taxonomy places the organism in Eukaryota, Fungi, Ascomycota, Eurotiomycetes, Eurotiales, Aspergillaceae.